CAGGUUUACCAGUCAGUCAAAUCGUAGGAGGUACCGGUCGAUAAAUAUCGCAAAGGCAACUCUUCAGUGCAUCUUAACUCCUUUUGAAGUCUUCUGGGCCUUGACAAUUGGUGGGACUGGUUUGUAACUUGGCCUGUUUUUAAAAAUCGAUUCUGCAGACAAUAACGUAUUGUUGACAUAGAUAGUAUUGUCGUUUUGUGUGUGCAUUUCUUCCUCUCGACCUCAUAGUUGUUGCCUUUCUCAAAAGCGCACUUUAUUUUUUCUUCAAAAGUAACUGUUCUUUAGAGCGAGGGAACACAAUAAGUGACGGCAUGCAUAGCCGGCUUAAAACGUAAUUUGAAAUACUAUAGUGGUUAGGCCUAUAUUAUUAUGGUUUCGUGAUUAUGUCAUUGAAAGUAAUACAGAUAAAAGCAAGAGCUUGUUGUUGACUGGAGGGAUUCGUUUCCGAAAAUUGACUGAGACUUGAGUAAGGCUAAUUCAUGCUCGUGAAGGUUUCCUGUGAAACCAGUGGUGAUAUGAUGCUGUGAAACCUGAAGGACAAGGGGGCAUAACAAUCCCCGGAACGGAUCGAGGCUUACCCUAACUUUAAAACACUCAUAUUGGAGCACCGGCCUGCAGCCCCCAUGGGUUCGAUUCAUUUAUAACAAUUUGGAAGAUCGGCGAACCAGCUCCGAAGCAGAAAUGAAUUCAACCCGGACAUACAGUAUAUCCUUCUGAAUUUGGACUACAAUUAUAGGCAUAUAUAUUUAGAAGCUGCGUGAGAUUUUUUGAUAACAUGAACAGACGUUUUUAAAAAUCUUCGAUUAGUGUGCAAUUGGAUCAAUAACUCAGAUAUCAAGUUACACAUUGAAGCUUUGCGAAAUGGCGGAUCGCCUGCGUGAGGCGGCCACCCAAAGCAUCAGACGGGGCAACGACGGGGUGCUACGGGCUGCACAGGGGCUGGUAGACUCAGCAUGGUCGUUAUAUAGAGAGCUACAGGCCGCUCUGCCCGAGUUUGCCACAUCCCUGGAAACUAGUCUGCAGAUUCUUGGCCAGAGUAUCAGUGAUGGGCAGAGGAACCUUGCUGAAGGGAUCGGUUUAUCACAAGCCUCGCAGGAAAUGUUGGAACAACUCUCACCCAUCUUAUGUGACGUCGGCAGGCAUAUCUUCACCAUGGCAACGAGUGAUUCCAGUCUGGACAGCUUUUUACUUCCGGAUAACACCGUAUCCAUCCGGGUGAAAACAAGGUUGAACGAACUUAAUCAAGUCGCCAAGGGAUUAUCAGCUGAACUAUCAACAAACGACAGACGAAGAACAAACACAAGAUUAUCACACGUACAAACAGAGGAAGUGAAGAACUUCUGGGAAAUGAUUUUCGAUGACAAAGAAGAGGUUGAAUUGCGGGAAUUCUACGACACGAUAUGCGCAGUCAUCGGGAGAGAACCGCGAUGCCCCCUGGACAGACUUGCAUCGUUCUUCACCUGUGACUAUAUCGACCCCCUAAAUUUCGAUCGGUUUGUCAAAAUCGUCGACGCGAACAACGUGCAAACAGCCCACAACAAACUACUUACAGGCACUGCCACCAAUGUAUCCCAGUUCCUUAAAAGCCAGAUUAGGAUUGGUCAUUUACGAGACGCAAUACCCCAGGGGGACUCAAACGAACCAAUCAGGGCGCUCGACUCCAGGACACAGUCGAGCAAUGGUUCCUUGACAUCGUCCCGCCUCGCGCUGUCGCCACGGAGUGAGAAUGGUGACGAAAGCAUGACAUCAGGGCUAAGCAACCAACCAAAUGUUUCCGGCUCAGCGUGGUUGAAAAUCAAGGUGGAAAGUUGGUUUCGAGAAGUGGACCGUCUCUACAGGUUCUUCCACGGGGACAUCCCCAAAGACGACACGGAGGCCCUCCUUAGAGGGCGCCUUCCAGGUACAUUCUUGCUUCGAUACAGCUGUACCAACCCCAGUCGUCUCUGUGUAUCGUUCGUCCACUCAAUACCGAUCAGUGAUAACUAUAGCUGGAAGGAGCAGGUCCACCGACGUGACGUCAUUCUUCACCAUGAGCUCCUGUGCACAAAUGUGAAGGAAAUCAACAGUCCAAGACAAGGAGGCGAUAUAAGGAGACGAUUCAGUUGCGACGAUCUCAGUCCACGAAGAGAAAAGAAAGCGGUACCUAAUAGGCAAAGAGCGUUUAGUGCCCUUCAUCACUUGUUGAAAUCGGGUGCCUUGCUUGAGGAGAAUCUGAAAUAGUCCGGGAAGUUUCUUCAACAUUUGCAGAGAUCGGGCCAAAUAUUCGUGAACUCGAUGAAUGAACAUCAUUUUGAACGAACGCUUUAGGCGCCAUAAAUGCUCUGCAUAGAGGCCCGAAUUCACAAAGGAGGUUGUCGACAAACCUUGGUUUUAGUACGUCAUAUGACGCGUU
Molecule: messenger RNA, 2392 nt
Organism: Strongylocentrotus purpuratus (purple sea urchin)
Lineage: Eukaryota; Metazoa; Echinodermata; Echinoidea; Camarodonta; Strongylocentrotidae
Exons: 11
Coding region: 862-2220 (452 amino acids)
Source: RefSeq, a predicted model, not a curated record